GCCUUGUCGGGAUGCACGUCGUUCCAUCUUCCACACACUCACGAUCUGGCUUCCCCUCGACCAUCUCUGCAGCUUUGAUGAAAGCAGUGGGUCAAAUAACGGCUUUAACACUGGAGCUGUGAAAAGCGAAAACGGGUGCUCCCGUCUGGUUGAAAGCGCAUCAUCUUGACCAGACAGCACAGCGAUAAUUUGCUGCAUUCUCUCUAAAAGAAACGUUUUGUUUUGGGAGAGUGUAAUUUGAUACCACAAAAACGCUGCAGUCGCCAUCAAUCCUCCAUAAUCAAAGCAAAAUGGUGCAAAAUAUGAUCAGCGAAGUCACUGGAUUCCAUAGCUCUUUCAAGGGCCAAAAUCCCUUUGAGACUGAUGAAUUCACAGAAAAUGGAUCCCUCCUUGAUUCCGACUUCAAUUUUGAGUCGUCGAAUAGACAUGAUAUUCCCUCCAGCCAACCUAUUGACAUCCCUGAUGCCAAGAAGAGAAAUAAGAAGAAAAAGCGUUGCAGGGCAACUGACAGCUUCUCUGGCCGAUUUGAGGAUGUCUACAGGCUGCAGGCAGAGGUUCUUGGAGAGGGGGCAUAUGCAAGAGUGCAGACCUGCAUCAACCUCAUCACCAAUAAAGAAUAUGCUGUGAAGAUCAUUGAGAAGAGACCAGGUCACAGCCGCAGUCGCGUCUUCAGGGAGGUGGAGAUGCUGUACCAGUGCCAGGGUCACAGAAACAUCCUGGAGCUGGUGGAGUUCUUCGAGGAGGAAGACAAGUUUUACUUGGUGUUUGAAAUGCUAAGAGGAGGUUCGGUCCUGGCUCACAUCCACAGGAGACAACACUUUAGCGAGCAGGAAGCCUGCGUUGUGGUGCAGGACAUCGCCAGCGCUCUGGAUUUCCUGCAUAACAAAGGAAUGGCACAUAGAGAUCUGAAGCCGGAAAACAUCUUGUGUGAGCAUGUGGACAAGAUCUCUCCUGUGAAGAUCUGUGACUUUGACCUGGGCAGUGGGAUCAAGCUGAACAGCGACAGCUCACCCAUCUCCACCCCAGAGCUCCUUACUCCGUGUGGCUCAGCAGAGUACAUGGCCCCUGAGGUGGUGGAGGCCUUCAGUGAGGAGGCCACCAACUAUGACAAGCGCUGUGACCUGUGGAGCCUGGGGGUCAUCCUUUACAUCCUGCUGAGCGGCUACCCGCCCUUUGUGGGCCGCUGCGGCAGUGACUGUGGCUGGGAUAUGGGAGAACCGUGCCACACAUGCCAGAACACGUUGUUCGAGAGUAUCCAGGAAGGGAAGUAUGAGUUUCCUGAGAAAGACUGGGCUCACAUCUCCUCAAGUGCCAAAGACCUGAUCUCCAAACUGCUUGUUCGGGACGCCAAGAACCGCCUGAGUGCCGGCCAGGUCCUGCAGCACCCAUGGGUGCAGGGGGGCUUCUCUGACACUCUGCCAACAUCUAUCCUACAUCAAAGAAACAGUGCCAAGGACCUGACGUUCUUUGCUGGCAAGGCGGUGGCCAUGAACCGGCAAUUGGCUGAGCAGGCUGUGAUGGAGGAGCAGCAGCAGCUUGAUGAGGCUCCCAUGGUCAUCACAGCCAGCUCCGCCUCCAUGCGCCUCUCCCCUCCAUCCAACUCAAAGCUGGCCAAGCGCAGGCAGAGGGGCAGCCUCUUGAAGACUGGGCCCGUCUCUGCCUCUGAGCUCAGUCAGCUCCUCACCCCCCUCGUCAUCACGUCAUCAUGUGCCUAAACAACCACCUUUGCCCACCCCCAACUCAGAUCUCUAGACGACUGCUCAGCCUGGCCUCUACCUGACCGCAGCUCUUCAGCCACACUGACUGCAGGCAUGUCCCCAUCUUUAACAGGAGACCGCUACCAUGCCUGCUCUCUGUUUCCUAACUGCCUUCUGCCCCACAGCAGCACUUAUAAAGCACAUCAGCCAGGGCAUGCAUACGCAUGCACAUCCAGCCUACUGGGAGGUGGAUGGGAGGGCUCUUCAAACUCUGUUUUUAUUUCGUUAAGUCUAAGGCAGAACGUUUGAACCAAGCUCAGACACCAAAGGACUACCUGUUGUGCUGCUUUCACGUUAUAACUAGAUCAACUGUGACUUAAGUUUACCUGGAAUGUUCUCUUUGCCUGUAUGUGUAUGCAUGAAUGCCCCAUCAGCAGAUGCAUACAUGCUUAUGCAAUAGCCAAGAUGAUGUGGAGGGAUUCAGUGUAGAGUUCAGAAUGCUGGAAGCGGAUGCUGUUAGGUCCUGGUGUAGUCCAUUGUUUGGCUGGGACUUUCAAAGCUUUCAGAUUAUUUUACUUUAUCUUAAUGGAUAAAUUCCUCUUCAACUGAGCCUCUCUAGAAGGUUUUAAGCCCACAGUACAAAACAUUGUGGCUGUGCACUUGAGCCUCUAGUACCAGAGAAUGUGUAUCUAUAACCAGCCCUUAUUACGCUGCAAUGUCUACCAAUUCAGUUUCAUAGAUGAAAUGAACUAUGCCAAACUAGCACUGGCCAUGCAUCAUUCAACAUUCAUUCCUCCUGAAUUUCUACAAUGCAAUAUGGGUUGAAUUCCAUUUGUUUCGCCUGCCUCUGCAAGAGACUUUAUGCACCAACCCAAAGUUGUUGGUGCAUGUAACUAAUUUGAUACCAGACAGGUAUAUUACAAGGCAGGACAAAUAAAUUAGCCAGCUAACUUUGAUUAAAAAUCAGAACUUGAUUUCUUGUUCAUUUAAGAAAGCUAAACGUAAUGUUUUUGGGGGUUUAGUCACUAACCAUGUUUCCAUCCUAACUUUAUAUGCAUUUAAAAAAAAAAUGUAAUGGCUUGUCUGUCACAGCAGGCCUGAUGGAAACGGUGAACAACAAAUGCUUAAACAAAAUAUGAUAGACAAGGUGAGAUUUGUCAGUACAAUUUAUGUGAGGAGAUGGCGACGCAAAUAUUGAUAUAUUGUAGUAAACUUGGAGUCAUGCGAUAUGUUGUGGUCGGCCCACUACGACUCAUCACAGAAUGCAGUUUAUUAGGCUACAGAUGACAAGUUAUGAUUAACUUCACAAGGUGGAGAAAGAUCAUGCAGUGAUUUGAUUGCUCCUUUCCAAUAAUAUUGAGGGUCUUAUUCUGGAAACAUGAUGAUGGUGCUUGGCUGCUUUUUGACACAUCUUGCUAUUUCGUCCAUAAUCUUAUGUAGGCUAUCCUACCAGCACUCUAUAUGCAAGCUGUUGACUAGAGCACAUGUAUCAAGACCAGUGGGCAUAUUUGCAAUAACACCAUUUUUAUUUUGACAAAACCAUCAGUUGCAAAUGCGAUGGAAACUUGAAUUUGGUACAUGGGAAUUUAACCGCAAACGUUAUUUUUAUGUGCACUACGUCAUCACGUACAGCAUUUUUAUCCUCAACAGGUCAACUUGAUGGAAACCCAUCUCUGGGGAAAAUGCGUGUAUUUGUUUUUAUGCAAAGUUUCAGAAUAUUUAUAUAACUCUGUUGCCAGUUGGAUGGAAACCUAGCUAAUGAGACUUCCCAUUUCAAGCUUCUCUUUCAAAAAGAAAAGUAAUUUUUGAACAUUUAGGCACGUUAGCUGGCUAACUCCUUGAUCCAGCUUAGUUGUAUACCCCGCUGACAUUUCAACGGGGUUUGCCUGACGCUACCCUCGCUUAAAAAUGGCAAAUUUGGUUCCCCAUACUAAGUUGUGAACAUCUAAAUGGUCUGAUGACAUCUAAUACAUCUUCAGUAAUUUGACUGCUGGUUAGUGUGAAGUAAUUUUAUGCCAUGGCUGUCAUAACCUGUCAAGCAUAGCAGGGGUAGAAAAGCACAUUUUGGCUGCUGUGACUUAGCUAUUGUAUUUGGAUUUGAAACCUGAGCUCAGAACAAUCAGGCUUUUCCGUUAAGAGGGUAACCUGAUACUGUCCUUUUAUAAUGUGACACACCCUCUCAGAAUGAUUCUAAACUGCAUCAUAACUUUGCAUAAAACAUGGUGAAGGAGACUAUUGGGGGGGGGGGGGGGGGAUUAUACAAAAUGGAAAAGCAUUCCGAAGAAAAUAACUAUUCUGAGGCCAUGUAGCUGUAAUUAAUCAGUUCUUUUCAAAAAGUUUACUUUGUUUAACUCUAUGUCAAUGUUUAAAUGUGCCACUGAUAUUUUAGUUUUUUUUUUAUGUCAACCUGCAUGUGGUGUUCAGGUGGAAUACUGGAUUUAUUAAGUGUUGAUGGGGGAUUUUUAUUUUUUUAUUAAACAUUUAUUUGUAUCUGGAGCAAAAUAAUGAAGGCUUAUACUGUUUUGUAUGUGAAAAGUGUUGGUAACUAUCUGUUUGGAAACAAGUUAGGCUCUUUCUGAAAUUUGAACAAUUAUUUUAUGGUGAUGGUCUCAAGACACUGUAGCCAUUUGCCAAAGAGGGUAAAAGUCAUGAAAACAAGUGUUUUGUUUUUUUACCUGAGGUUUCUCACAGGUUUAUGACACGAGCAUGCAUUCUCAAGGAGUAAAACUACUAAACUUAUGAAUGUCCAUGUGGUGUUGCCAGCACCGCAGUGUGGUACUCUUGGGGGGGGGGGGGGGGGAUAAUGACGUCAUAUGGCCCACUAUGCUGAUAAUAGGACACUGAUUGUAAUCUUUUAAAGAAACCUUCUACCAAUGCAUCUUUGUGGGGUUUUAUGUCUUAUAGUAAGACUUACUUGAAUUUGUAAUAUGCAGCUGUUUUCUUUGUUUGUGAAACUACCAUGCUAUCAAGAAUAUGAACAAAAGCAUUAAGCUAAGUAAGGGGGUCUUUAGGGUUUUGAAAAUACAUAUUCAAAUCAGUUUCUACUUUAAAACAAUAUCAAAUAUGUUUCUCUACGUUUUGUUAGGGUUGGGAUUCUCAGAAAUGCAGAAAGACUUUGGUAGUACUCUUAAUUCUAUCUAAGGUAUGAGUUACCUUCGUCAUAAUCAUUUCUACUUUUACCCAAUGCAGUAGUUUAGGACUGCCUUUUUAUUUGGAGAGAAUGAAUACAAGCUAUCCCUAGCGUCUUCUUUUUAGCUUUUUGUAAUACCUUUUUAUAAAGUCAUCUGGACAGUCAUAAUCCACUUCCCCACAAUUUGAAUGUAGCCCACCGGCAAUGCAUUUUAACGUUGAAAUUAAAUAAACAUUUUUAUAAAUAGUUGAGUUUGAGGGAGGUAACAUGUAGAUUUGCUUUUCUACCAUGUGGUUAUGAUAUCCUCAAGCCUUGAGGCUUCUCUUGAGUGUUGUUGAUACUUGUUUUUAACCUCUCCCAGCCCAAAAAUAUGGAUGGAAAAAUGUUUGAAAGUACAUAUUACAUCAGACAAACAUUGAUUUUUAAAUAAGCACUUUACUGUACCAUGUGACUGAUUUUGCAGUUCACGUAAAGCAACAUUUGACUGGAGAAUUUUGUGUUUUUCUAAAGAUACAAUAAAAAUGCUUUGAACCACUUA
Messenger RNA from Oncorhynchus kisutch (coho salmon), 5365 nucleotides. RefSeq names its product MAPK interacting serine/threonine kinase 2b (gene mknk2b). Gene Ontology annotation, biological process: protein phosphorylation. The transcript is spliced from 14 exons. The record is from RefSeq and is a predicted model, not a curated record. The coding region runs from base 291 to 1715 and encodes 474 amino acids. Lineage: Eukaryota; Metazoa; Chordata; Actinopteri; Salmoniformes; Salmonidae. Gene Ontology annotation, molecular function: ATP binding; protein kinase activity.